AUGAAGCUCGCUCUAGCAGUUAUCACGUUAAUUACUCCCACACAUUGUUUCACAAUUCCCCUUCUUCUUGGAGGUCUAAGCAUCGACAAAACACCAGCUGGAGAAGUUGUUGUUGGCAUUCAAAGUGCAGUCAAUGCGCAUGGCAGUGGAUACGAUAAACGUACUGAAUUUGUGGUUGGAAAUGGGAAUUUCAGAAUAAACGAUGAAGCUAGUGUGUUGGCGAACGGGAAAAGGACUGUGCCAAAAUCUUCAUUUGGGAUUGGCAAAGAUGGUUUCAAA
Strongylus vulgaris is the source of this 279-nucleotide messenger RNA. Lineage: Eukaryota; Metazoa; Nematoda; Chromadorea; Rhabditida; Strongylidae. The record is from the annotation of a GenBank genome assembly.